This is a messenger RNA of Aegilops tauschii subsp. strangulata, 2310 nucleotides long. NCBI's taxonomy places the organism in Eukaryota, Viridiplantae, Streptophyta, Magnoliopsida, Poales, Poaceae. The record is from RefSeq and is a predicted model, not a curated record.
AGCGCAGACGCUCAAAUCUGGGCGGCCGGCGCAGCGGUGACAGACAGGAGAGAGAGCUCGCCCGCGGCUUCAGAGCUGUCAACUGGGAAGAUGAACCCCCGGGCUCCUGGAUGGAACAAAAGGUCAGUGGUUGAGUCGAUCAUGCAGAUAAAUUGGAGCAGUAAGAACCUGGCAUAGAUGUGCUGAAGUAGUGUGUUCAUUGUGGCCAUGACAAUACUUGUAUGCUUAGGUAGCAAAAGAUUUCUUGUUACAUCAAAUAAUCUACUGGGACUUGAAGACAAAUGAUUCCAUGGAUUAUAACAACUACAGAAUUAGAUGCACUCGCUGUAGGUAAAAUGAUGCUUGCGAACCAGUGAAUUACAUGGAUCUAGUUAGUACUCCCUCUGUAAAGAAAUAUAAGAGUGUUUAGGUCAUUAAAGUAGUGAUCUAAAAGCUCUUAUAUUUCUAUACGGAUGGAGUAUGAAUUAUGCUUGCUGAACCUUUGUAAGCUAAAUAAUGGACUGGAACUUUUUAAAGAAAUGAUUCCCUGUAUUAGAACCACUACAGAAUUAGAUGCACUUGCUCCGAGUAAAAUGAUGCUUCCAAACCAGUGAAUUACGUGGACAUAGUUAGUAUGAAUGAUGCUUGCUGAACCUUUGUAAGAUAAAUAAUGCACUUGAAGUUUUUGAAGAAAUGAUUCUCUGGAUUACAACCACUACAGAAUUAGAUGAACUUGCUCCGAGUAAAAUGAUGCCUGCAAACCAGUGAAUUACAUGGAUCUAGUUAGUAUGAAUGAUGCUGGCUGAAACUGCAGAAAUUAGAUGCUUUACUUCCUCUAUGAGUAAAAUGAUGCUGGCAAGCAAGUGAAUUACAUGCAUCUAGAUAGUGUGAAUGAUGUUUGCGGAACCUUUGUAAGCUAAAAUCAUAGUUGCCUGUUUUCGCAAAGGCUACGUAUUGGAGCUGCAGUACCUAGCAGAGCACCUUGCCCAAGCCACGUUAGUGCAUUUGGGAAGGUUGUCAGGAGUUUGGCUGAGAACCCAGAUGUGAGUGUGAUUACCCCAAUUAUUGGCACUACAUUUGACUCAUUGGGUAAGGCGUACAACUUCUACAAUUUGUACUUGUGGGAGAAAGGCAGCCGACUGAAUGUCAAGAGGACAAAAUGCAUGCAAUAAAAAGUGUGUGGGUGCUCGGGGAAAGCUGGUGUCGAGAACACAAGGUCUUGCCGAUGCGGAUGCCGAUGUGAAAAUUGCUACUAAGAGCAGAAGACAAUGGUUGGUAUAUUGCGGAGCAUAGAGACACGCACAACCAUUCGCUUUCACCUAAUUUUGGUGAAACAAUCCACUGGCCUUCACGCAAACACAUAUAUGUUUACACCAGGGAUCUUGUGAAGCAGUUAAGGCAGAACAAUGUCAACCUUGCAGAGGUGUACAGCAUCAUAGGAGGUUUCUUUGGGUCGAUGGAAAAUGUUCCGUUCACGAAGAGUUCUCUGCAUAAUUUGUGUGGCAAGACAAAUAGGGACCAGGCAGAUGAGGAGGAUGUAAAGAAGACGAUGGAUGUGUUUGCGGAGAUUGGAGCUAAAGAUCCGCACUUCACAUACAGGGUUCAAGCUGACAGUGAGGAUAGGGUCAAGAAUCUGAUGUGGGCAACUGGUAGCAGCAGGCUGCAGUACAACUUCUUUGGUGAUGUCAUAACAUUCCACACGACUUACAGGAUGAACUUGUAUGACAUGCCUUUCGGCCUUUUUGUUGGCGUGAACAGUCACUUUCAAAGUGUGAUUUUGGCUGGUGUUCUUGCUCGCGAUGAGACCCAAGAGAGUUUGGAGUGGGUUUUUCCAGAGUUCCUAAGAAUGAUGGCUGGUUCUCCACCCAUGACCAUACUUAAAGACCAAAACCGUGCCAUGGAGCUUGCUAUCAGUAAGAUUAUGCCCGGGACAACACACAGAUAGUGCAAAUGGCACAUUUUGAAGAAGGCAAAGGAGGCGUUGGCUCCUCUGUAUACAAAGAAAAGUGACUUGUGGUGGCUAGCAUACGUGUUUACCAAAAUAAAGAGACGCCUGAACUAAUCGGGAGAGAUAAUCUUAGUACAAAACAUCAUAGAUAAAUCAUGAUUGCCCACAUAAUGGGCUGACAAAAAAGAUUAACAUAGAUCACAUCGUUGGAUUAGUAUACACAAAAGAGUAUACUAGUACGUUGGCACACUGAUUGCCACAGUUACAGACCAUUCCUGAUUACAAGCUGCGAUUACGAAAAUUAACUAGUACACCACACUGGGGGGCUAUCCCCUAUUACAAACCAUACCGCCCACGGAACUAGUUGCUGCGCUGCACGAAAA